Molecule: messenger RNA, 363 nt
Organism: Acanthamoeba castellanii str. Neff
Lineage: Eukaryota; Discosea; Longamoebia; Acanthamoebidae
Exons: 3
Coding region: 1-363 (120 amino acids)
Biological process (GO): regulation of DNA-templated transcription
Molecular function (GO): DNA binding
Source: RefSeq, a predicted model, not a curated record
AUGACGGACCAGAUCCCGCCGGUCACUCGAUUCGUCACUGGCAAGGACGAUGCCCAGCCCAUCGUCGUCGAGUGGGCCAGCUAUGCGCGGCGUCCAGAUGGCUCGGUGUCCAAGGCCGCGGUAUACCACGAGUACGCUGCCUUCUGCGAGCAGCGCGCGCUCGAGAUGGCCAACCGGAGCGUGUUCGGCAAGCUGAGCAUCGGCCCCGACCUCGCAGUCAUCGAUGUCAUCGCCAUCGAUCUCCACCUCCUUCGCCGCAUCAUCGUCGAGCGGCGGACCCCGCGGCAGCGGGCGAGUGCCACCGCCGCCAGCAACAUCUUCCAUGUCGAUGUCCCCUCGUUCCUGCCCUCCGGCCGACCAUGA